AUGCAAAAUGCAAAAGCAACACUUGUGCGUGAUUCUUACCAGCAAGAUAAUCGCCCAAAAAAAGAAAGCUUUCUGGGUGGCAGCAAUGAUAGCAAUGAGUGCCUACGUGUAGAUAUGAAUUUCAAGCCGAGUCUACGUGCAAAUGACGAGAUUAGCGGUGAUUAG
Loa loa (African eye worm) is the source of this 165-nucleotide messenger RNA. RefSeq lists its product as hypothetical. The record is from RefSeq and is a predicted model, not a curated record. Lineage: Eukaryota; Metazoa; Nematoda; Chromadorea; Rhabditida; Onchocercidae. The transcript has a single exon. The coding region runs from base 1 to 165 and encodes 54 amino acids.